AUGGAUCGAGCUAAAGAAGUGUGGUGGGAGACAUACAGACGUAAACGGUCUCGUCGAAUGAACAUGGAGAACAUACUUCGCAAGAGUGCCUUCGACACGGCGGCGGAGUACACCAGCCACAGCUCCAUAGCGGGGGUCAAGGAAAUAUUCGCACACAAUAUUGGACACUACAGGUUGGCAUGGAUAGCUGCCUUCUCAGCAAUGGUGGUCGCCACAUGCUACUUCCUCGUGCACAUCUGGUCCGACACGCUCACCAAGCCCCUGAUCGUCACCAUGGAGUCCUCCACCUACCCCAUCAGUGAGAUCGACUUCCCAGCCAUUGCCAUCUGCAACAUCAACAGAAUCAGCAAGAAAACUUUUAACAAGCGCGCCGAAAUGCUAUGGUCAAGGUUCAUCUCUAACACGGCAUCAGCAUCAGCCAAUCAGACAUUUAGAGAAUUCAAAAAGCUUUACGGGCAGUUAGGCCGACUCGUGGAUUCCACCUGGACACAGGACUUCAGGAAUCACCCGUUUUCAGUAAUCUUUGAUCAUGAGAUGAUAGAUGAGAUGUUGUUAACAGAGAUGAAAGAGCUGGCCCCCAGCUGCUCGGACAUGCUACUUCGUUGCGCGUGGGCUGGCGAGUUAGUGAAAUGUUCCGAUAUCUUCACGGUGCGGCGCACAGUCAAGGGACAUUGCUGUGCCUUCAACUUUAUACUCGACUAUGACUCCGCAGGAAGUCCAGAAAGAACUAUAGCUAGUGCCAAAAGACAAAUGAGCGCUGGAAUCUCGCAGGGUCUGAACUUUAUCCUCGACCCGAUGUUGGACGACUACCUGUACCCGCUGGGCUACGUACCCGGAUUCGAUUUAUUCUUAUUCGAUCCCACACAUUUCGCGGACCCCAGCGGUGGGCGCGUAAUUCACCGCUUGAUCGAACCCAACCAAGUCAUGCUGCUGCAUCUGAAGUCAGUCAAGCAAUACGCCACUCAUGAAGUCCGCAGAUAUCCCCUCGAAACGAGGAAGUGCUUGUUCCACGAUGAGCAAAAGCAAUUCGGCAACAUGUACUCCUACAGCGCUUGCAUCAUCAACUGCCGUAUUAGGACAAUGCAAUCGCUAUGCAAGUGCACGCCGUACUACCUUCCCGCGGGGAAGGGAGUGUCAAUAUGUCACCUAGACAAUCUCGCCUGCCUCAAUAAGUACAAAGAAAAGCUACUUUACCAAUACCCUAAAGGAGCUGAAACUAAAAAAGGAUUAGAGACAGAAACCCAAGAUUCCAUGAACUGCCCAGAGUGCCUCCCCGACUGCGAGUUUACCCAGCACUACACUCGGGCGUUCAAGUCCCCCAUGUCUUUACAGCUAUCAAAUCUGAGCGAGUUUGGCAACAAAGAUUUGAAGACUAUUUUCAGAAAACAGUUGGACCUUGUCAACAAGUCUAUCGUGGCUAUCUUCCAGCCCACAGACGAUUGUACCUUGGAUCGCCUAGAUGUUAUCUCAUACUGGUUUGAAGUCGUCAGUAACAUUGGUGGUUUUGCUGGAAUCUUCAUGGGGUUCUCGUUCGUCGCUAUUGCAGAAAUUAUCUACUUCAUCUUGAUCAGAUUCCCAAAAAUACUUUAUGAUAAUUAUAUGGAAUAUCAUUAA
Chilo suppressalis (striped riceborer) is the source of this 1614-nucleotide messenger RNA. Lineage: Eukaryota; Metazoa; Arthropoda; Insecta; Lepidoptera; Crambidae. The record is from the annotation of a GenBank genome assembly.